Messenger RNA from Malaya genurostris, 2622 nucleotides. Its product is annotated as probable cytochrome P450 4d14. Gene Ontology annotation, molecular function: heme binding; iron ion binding; monooxygenase activity. The transcript has a single exon. The record is from RefSeq and is a predicted model, not a curated record. NCBI's taxonomy places the organism in Eukaryota, Metazoa, Arthropoda, Insecta, Diptera, Culicidae. The coding region runs from base 202 to 1722 and encodes 506 amino acids.
UGAGCUUUAAAGCCAUUCCCACUCGGUACAAAAACGAUGACUUAGUUAUAUUUCACUUUUGAACCGAGUGGAGUGCGAACCCACAUCUGCUAUCAACUGUCCAAACAUCUACCGCUUAUCAGAGUAUUAAUCAUUUGUGUUAAUAAGCUGAUAACCAUCCCCGAUUACCGUCAGUCUGUGCUUUCAGAACCGUUGUUCAACAUGUUCUAUUUCGCGGUAUUGUUCGCAUUUCUAAUUGUAUUCGUUUUACAAUUCAUCUACGAGCGUAAGAAGAUUUUAAGGUUUGCCAAACACUUCCCUAGUCCAAAAGCGAAUCUCCUAUUGGGUAAUUUGGUAGAAUUUCCAAAGGAUAUUCCGGGUAUCUUCAAACGGAUGAUUGAGUUACACACGGAGUAUGGACCCGAUAUUGUUACAUGGGGAGUCGGAAACGAUUUUAUGCUCAACAUAAGCAGCGUCCAAAAUGUGGAGAAGGUUCUAAUGGCUAAGGCUACACAAAAAUCCGUGAUAUAUGACUUUAUAGAACCGUGGCUUGGUAAAGGUUUGCUAAUUUCAUCUGGGGAAAAAUGGUUUCAUCGACGGAAAAUCAUCACUCCUACUUUUCACUUCAAGGUUUUGGAAGGCUUCUCGGAGGUAUUCAACAGAGAAGCGGAUUUGCUGAUCCGAAAACUGAAACGACACGAAGGAGCCGAACAGUUCGACAUCUACGACUAUGUUUCAUUGUACGCGUUGGACAGCAUUUGCGAGACUUCGAUGGGAGUGCAGAUCAAUGCUCAACAGGAUCCUACCAAUCAGUAUGUGUGUGAUAUAAAGCGAAUGAGCGAACUAAUUCUACUGCGAAUAUUCAGCCCGUUGAGUUCGUUUAGAAGCAUAUAUUGGUACUUCGUACCCAACGCCUGGGAGCAACGAAGAUUGAUUCAUCGGUUGCAUCAGUUUACCGAUUCGGUAAUCAAUCAACGUCGCGAGCAAUUGAGAAAUAAUCACCAACUUGGCUCGAUCAAGUUCGAUCUUGACGAAACCGAUAUGUAUUCGAAGCGGAAGCAAACCUUCUUGGAUCUUUUGCUGAAUGUUACCGUAGACAGGAAACCGUUAUCGAAUCUGGAUAUUCGGGAGGAAGUUGACACAUUUAUGUUCGAAGGCCACGAUACUACCACAUCCGGAAUUUCAUUCACCAUUCUACAGCUGGCAAAACAUCAAAACAUUCAGCAGCGGGUUUACGAUGAAAUACUGUCCAAUUUAGGCCGGGAUGACUGUAAAUCAGCCACAUUGACGUAUAACAAUCUACAGGACUUCAAAUACCUGGAUAUGGUAAUAAAAGAAUCUCUCCGACUGCUUCCGCCAGUGUCAUUUAUCGGGCGCAAGCUGGUCGAGGAUGUAGAACUGAAUGGAGUUGUCGUACCGAGUGGAGUUGACGUUUCGGUUCCGAUUUACGUUAUCCACCGGAAUCCCAAAGUCUACCCGGAUCCGGAGCGAUUCGAUCCGGAACGCUUUUCUGAUAAUGCAGAGAACCGACGUGGACCGUACGAUUAUAUUCCGUUCAGUGUAGGAUCGCGAAAUUGUAUCGGACAGCGGUACGCCCAGAUGGAAAUGAAAAUCACUAUAAUUAAGCUGCUAGCUAGCUAUCAAAUUCUGCCCGGAGAAACGUUUAAAAAUAUAAGAUUUAAGUCCGACUUAGUGCUUCGUCCAGCGGAAGGCAUACCAAUCAAAAUUGUAGCCAGGAAUUAGGAUAAGCGCAGAAAACAGAUUCACAUGUAAACUGUGUGUAAAAUUUGCUCAAGCAGCGUGACGAAUACAUGCAGAUGUCACGACGAUCGACACUUUUUUGGGUGCAGCAUUCACUUCGCGCAAAAUUUUUGUUUUGUUUUUGGUUAAAAUGACUAGUUUAUUUUGGUUUAUUCCGACCGAAAAUAUGUGUUAUUCAAACGACAUUGAAAUAAAUUUGUCUUUUACUCUUAGGGAAAUCGUGUGAAAAGUUUUGUUUUCGGAGUAUUUCUAUUUUGUUAUCGUUCUGGAACGUAGUGGAUUGUUUUGAAAGCUCACGAUGAACAGUCGAGUAGGUGGCAGUAGUGUUUCUAACGUAUAGCAAAUCAGAAAUUUACAGAGGAUUUUGAAAAAUUUUGUUCAAGCCUGUAUAUCUGUUAUUUGUGAGAUAAGGUAGUAUAGAGAAAUAGUCCUACAUGAUUUUUCAACUGCUUUCUCUACUAAUCAAUUUAUCUCUUUUUGGAUUUAAUAAAAAAAUCAAGACUAAGAAAACUCUUUACAUGUAAAGUUCUGGAUCUUUUGAGAAUUAUUAAGCUUGUAAAUUUGAUGUAGUUUGAAUACGAACCGAAUUCUUUUCUGACUAGUUGUUUGAAAAACUGCAGUUGAUUUAUGAAUAAUCGUUAAAAUUAAAAAGUAACGUGCAAAUUAUUUAAAGUAAUCGAAACCUUAUUUAUCCGUGCUCCUGUAAUUAUUCAAUUAUUAGAACGCGUUAGCUUAGUUAGGGUCCAAAUUUAAAAAAAUCUCAUAUUCGCUAUUACUUUGUUACUACUUGUAGUACUUUGUACAGUAAGCCGAUUGUAAACAUAAUCAAAACAAAAAAAGUAUUAACAUUUAUGCAAUUACUUUGUAAAUUAAUCAAUUUAU